AUUGAGAGGAGGGGCGGGGUUUGUUCCGCGCGCACCGCUCGGGGCCGCGCCGAGGCCAGGGCGCGCGCGCUUUGCUGCUCGUUCUUUGUCCUCCAUUACAGCUGGUGAUCGCAGCUCCGCCGCACAGCGCAGGCCCGAAGUAGCGCAGCCGCUCUGAGUGUGUUUGAGAGAAACUGUAUCGGGUGAUGGAAGACCACACGGUGCAUCAGACGGAGCACAUGACCACUAUUGAGGCCCACGCCGUCAGUCAGCAGGUGCACGUGGCCACGUACACAGAGCAUGGCAUGCUGAGCGCUGAUGAAGAUUCGCCGUCCUCGCCUGAUGAUGAUAUUUACGAUGACUCUGAUAUACUUAACUCAACUGGAACAGAUGAGGUGACCGCACAUCUGGCUGCUGCAGGGCCUGUUGGCAUGGCAGCAGCCGCAGCUGUGGCAACAGGGAAGAAACGAAAGCGACCGCACAUCUUUGAAUCGAACCCUUCAAUCCGUAAAAGACAACAGACUCGUUUACUUAGGAAGCUGAGAGCAACUCUGGACGAGUACACAACACGAGUUGGCCAACAGGCUAUCGUGUUGUGCAUCUCUCCCUCUAAACCGAACCCUGUGUUUAGAGUAUUUGGAGCGGCACCAUUAGAGAAUGUGGUGAGAAAAUACAAGAGCAUGAUUCUGGAGGAUUUGGAAAACGCUCUGGCUGAACAUGCACCCCCUGGCGGUGGAGAACUCACCUCUGAACUGCCUCCUCUGACUAUUGACGGCAUACCAGUAUCUGUGGACAAGAUGACACAGGCCCAACUCCGAGCGUUCAUUCCAGAAAUGCUAAAGUAUUCCACAGGCCGUGGGAAGCCUGGCUGGGGGAAAGAGAGCUGCAAGCCCAUCUGGUGGCCAGAGGACAUUCCCUGGGCCAACGUACGCAGUGAUGUCCGAACAGAAGAGCAGAAACAGAGGGUGUCAUGGACGCAAGCCCUGAGGACUAUCGUUAAAAACUGCUAUAAGCAGCAUGGGAGAGAGGACCUGCUCUACGCCUUUGAGGACCAGAUCACCACACAAGUUGCCACAACAACCACUCACAGCAUCGCACACCUGGUGCCGUCACAGACCGUAGUGCAGACGAUCAGUAAUCCUGAUGGAACCGUCUCGCUCAUACAGGUUGGAACUGGAGCCACGGUAGCAACACUGGCAGAUGCGUCAGAAUUGCCCGGCACGGUGACGGUGGCCCAGGUGAAUUACUCCACAGUGACAGAUGGAGAGGAGGUACAGAAUUGGGCCACACUACAGGGAGGCGAGAUGACCAUCCAGACCACGCAACCGUCAGAAGCCACGCAGGCGGUGGCCUCCUUAGCCGAAGCUGCGGUAGCUGCCUCGCACGAGAUGCAGCCAGGGACAACUGUUACUAUGGCACUCAACAGUGAAGCAGCAGCUCACGCAGUGGCGACGUUAGCAGAAGCGACUCUUCAGGGAGGAGGACAAAUUGUGUUAGCAGGAGAAACAGCGGCUGCAGUAGGAGCUUUAACUGGCGUUUCGGAUGGCAGUGGUCUCGUCCAGAUUCCAGUCAGCAUGUAUCAGACUGUGGUCACCAGUUUGGCCCAGGGAAAUCGACCCGUUCAGGUGGCCAUGGCUCCCAUAACCACGCGCAUCGACAACACGGUGACGCUUGACGGACAGGCGGUGGAAGUGGUGACCCUAGAACAGUGACAUACUCUACCCCUGCAGGUGUGUGGGACAGGACGUCCGGCGUCUAUGUGAAUAGCUGCUGGAAUAUAGUGUAAAAAUAAGAUUUGAAGCUGUUCACGUGUCUGCAGGGGGCUGGAUAGUUCUUUUGUUUUUCUCUUUUACAUUGUACACAGUUCAUUGUCUAUAUUUUCUUUGCUAGUGUUGUUAAAUUUGUUUUUCGUUUUUUUAGCUGAUGUUUGAUAAAUGUAUUGCAGAGGAUAACGAAAUCAACCAUGUUUUCAACCUUCAAUAAUUGGUAUAAUUUAAUUUCUUCCCAUGCAAGCAUUGUGUUGGUCAUUCUUGAUAUUUCCUUAGUUUUCAUAUACAUGCAUGCAUGCAUACAGACAUGAAUGCAUACAUGCACACAUACAUACAUAUAAAUAUAUAUAGAUAUAGCAAAACAUCUUGUGCCAUAUUUGAGUCAUUUUAUUAAUAUGUGUGAACUGCAUUAUGAUUUUAGUGUUAGAUACCAUUGACUACUGAGGUGACAUGCAUGUUUUUUUGCUUUUUGUCAGUCUGUUUAAUGUAGAAUUCUUUGUAUGCAUUUCACAUUAACUCCCAAUGUAAAAAAUGCUAUGACCUUGAAUGAUUAUGUGGUAUGUUGAAUGAGACCACUGUUUCCUGUCGGUACAGAAUUGUUAUUGAUAUUUGAGCACAGUCGAUCAGAGCCAUCUAUAGACUUUCACUGAAUUAAACUAUUAAUCGAUAACUAUAAAUGUCGACGACUUACCAACGAUGAGGCUGAAGAUGUAGCACUCCAUUAAUGUCAACUUUUAUACUUCAGAACAUGAACAGAACUGUGCAUAACUGAUUCUGUCAUGAAAAUGUUAUUUAUUUUUUAUUUAUUUUUCUGAAUGUUUAGAUGUGCGCUCAUAUCUUUAGAACAACACACAAAAUCACACAUUGAAAGAGGUAAAGGUAUGAUAGAGGACACAUUCUGAUUUUAUUGCAAAGUUAAAGAAUCAUAAGUUCAUAUCUUCUUCUUUCUCUCACAAACUCCCAUAUCGUUUCUACAAUGCAAAUAUAGAUGUUUUGUUAUGGUUAAGCACCUCCUCCACCCAUAACCCAUCAAGGUCUCUGCUCCUGGUCGGAUUGAAUUUUUAUACAAUUGUAAAACCUCAUACAAGAUGCUUUUUAUGUAAAUUUUGUAAAAUAUAAGGUUUGAUGAAACCGAACUCUCCCAUGUUGCCGGUGAAUGAAUGAUGGUGACGUUGGCGGAGUUCAUCUUCCCCUUUUUAUCCAGUCUUGGAAAUAAAAUGGCUACUAUUCAAAA
This is a messenger RNA of Carassius gibelio (silver crucian carp), 2982 nucleotides long. It is a transcript of the gene nrf1, whose product is annotated as nuclear respiratory factor 1. Gene Ontology annotation, cellular component: nucleus. Gene Ontology annotation, biological process: regulation of transcription by RNA polymerase II. The record is from RefSeq and is a predicted model, not a curated record. The transcript has 11 exons. NCBI's taxonomy places the organism in Eukaryota, Metazoa, Chordata, Actinopteri, Cypriniformes, Cyprinidae. The coding region runs from base 186 to 1691 and encodes 501 amino acids. Gene Ontology annotation, molecular function: RNA polymerase II cis-regulatory region sequence-specific DNA binding; DNA-binding transcription factor activity, RNA polymerase II-specific.